Molecule: messenger RNA, 2874 nt
Organism: Pyrus x bretschneideri (Chinese white pear)
Lineage: Eukaryota; Viridiplantae; Streptophyta; Magnoliopsida; Rosales; Rosaceae
Exons: 13
Coding region: 358-2859 (833 amino acids)
Biological process (GO): response to endoplasmic reticulum stress
Molecular function (GO): protein binding
Source: RefSeq, a predicted model, not a curated record
UUUUUUUGGGUUCUCUGAGUUACUCGGUUUGAUCGAGAUGACGAGCUUGAAUUUUUGUUAGCUAGUUGCAGAGUUUUCAUGGAUUCUUGGGGUUUUUAUGUUAGAAACUGUUUUCAAGAACUUGGUUUUGUUAAAAGGUAGCAGCUUUUUGGGUUAAUGAAGUAAAUAAAAAUAUGGGUAGUGCAUAUUUUUCGGGAUUUCUUCUGAAAUUGUGUUUUUUUGAGGAUGGAGUUUUCAAAAAUGGCGUUUUUUCUUCUUCUUCUGGUUCUGAAAUUUGUGAAGCUAUUUUGUGUGUCAAAAAUGGCGUUUGAUCAUUCAUUUUUUCUUUGUUCUCUACAACCAUGUUUAUAAUCUUUUAUGUAUCGUUAUAACUGUACUCAUUUGGAAAUUUUGGCUGAUUUCGGAUGUAUUUCGAUGGCGGAAUUCUUACGGCCUUUAGAGUUUCGGGUUUGCGUUAUAAUUUCGACCUUUGUAUCGAAAAUGGGGGCCGGCAGGAAGACACAGACCUUUACUUUAUCUUCUUCUCAAGACAUGGCACCCUACUCUGCAUCCAUGAGGAAUUUGCGGCGGAAUAGCCUUGGUGGAGUCAUCUUCGGUGCCACGAGAUUCACAAUUGACGAAUGUCUAUCUAAACAACUAUUUGGCUUACCAGCUGCACACUAUAUGUAUGUGAAGAACAUUACUCGUGGCUUGCCACUUUUUCUCUUCAACUAUUCCGAUAGGAAGCUACAUGGAAUUUUUGAGGCUACUGGCCUUGGGCAAAUGAAUAUCAAUCCAUACGGAUGGAGCACUGAUGGUUCAGAGAGAACGCAGUAUCCUGCGCAGGUUAAGUUCCAUACGCGGAUGCAAUGCCGACCACUGCUUGAAAGCGAGUAUAAAGACAUCAUUGCCGACAACUACUACACCGAGAGUCAUUUCUGGUUUGAGCUUGAUCACUCGCAAACAAGCAAGCUGACAUCUAAGUUUGCAUCUGUAAAAGUUGCUCCAAGUAAUCCCAUACCACAGAUACCUAAGUCAUCAUCUGUAAAUGUUGCUCCAAGUACUUCUGUGCCACAAGGUGCGCUGAAUUGGAGAAAAGCUUGUUUUCCAGCUCCUCCCUCACAUGAUACAAAAGAACAACCUCCGGCUUCUCUUUCACAUGACACAAAAGAGAAAUGUCCGGCUUUUACUUCACAUGACACAAUAGAGGAACCUGAAUGGUUUGAACCACUUACCUCGGAGACUGAGCAUUUGAGUGAUUCAUGUCCGAAUUGGGAUGCCCCAAUUUUAUUUGGAAGAUAUAAUGCAUUGAAUUCCCAAUAUGAUGUGAAAGAGGCUGAACAAGUGGAGCAGGAAUGGGUAUACGGAAAACUGAAAGAGUUGGCUCUUCAAUAUGAUCUUAACGGUGAAUGUCAAGACAUGUCUUUCUCUGGAAAUGUUGACGAUAGUGCUGUCUCAAAUGAAAUGACCUGGGAGGACACUGAGGAGUCAAUGGCACCGUUGGGUUUAGAUGAGAAGAGGCCAGAGAGUUCUCGCUCCUCAUUUGAGCAGAAGAGCAGAGAGAGUUCCCGAUCCUUCUCUGAGAGUCCAAUCAUAACCAAGUUGAUUGAAGAGGUGGAGGAGCUCAAGGCUUCUAAGAAAGAACAAUCUGUGAAGAUCGGUUUAUUGGAGCACAAGCUGAAGAAGGCGGAGCUUGAAAUUCAGCAGUUAAAAGUUUGGUAUGAAGUCAGACUCACGGAGAAGCUAGGCUCCCUUGCUUACGACGAGAUUUGCUUGGCAUGGGCGGUUCAAUCCGAUCUGAGAAAGCUUGAGCGCACCAUGUCCACCAUCAAAGAUGUGCUCUUGGAUGCUGAAGAGAAGCAAGCAAAUAACAAGCAGCUACGCAGUUGGCUCAGACAAGUAAAAAAUGUGUUUCUUGAUGCCGAGGAUGUGUUGGAUGAGUUUGAGUGUGAAGCCCUGCGAAAGCAAGUGGUGAAAAAUUUCAUGGUACAUGUAGAAAGGGUGGCUCAUGAAAUCAAAGAGUUAUGGGAGAGGUUAGAAGAGCUUAAAGCCAAUAAGUUUAUCUUUGAUUCUCUCACUAGUCAUAGUAAAGGUUACUGUGAUGACCAUGAUAGCAAUCUGAAGUACGUGAUCAAGGCGAGAGAGACACACUCUUUCGUCCGUGCUUCGGAGGUUGUUGGUAGAGGGCUUCAGAAAGAAGCGAUAGUAAACCGUUUGAUUGAGCAAGGUGACGAUCAUGUCUCCAUUAUUCCUCAGUGCCCUUCUCUGAGAGAGAAAAAGGGUAGCUUAGCUGCAGCUACGACAAACAACAAUUUUUUUGCAAUGGGUGGUGGGAACAGAGUUGAUUGCUUUGCAGAUGUUGAGAUGCUUGAUUUAGCCUUGGGACGAUGGAUCCGUACACAGUCAAUGUUACAAAAGCGUAUGGCUCUUGCUGCGGUAGAACUCAAAGGUGUGCUUUAUGCCACCGGUGGAUAUGAUGGGAAUAGUUAUUUGAACUCUGUUGAUAGAUUCGACCCCAGAGAACGCAGUCGGACCAAAAUUGCCUCUACGCAUUCGAAAAGAAGCUGCGAGUCAUUGGUUGUUCUUAAUGAAAAAAUAUAUGUUCUGGGAGGCUUUGAUGGAGAUUCACUGGUCCAUAGCGUGGAAAGUUUUGAUCCACGGCUUGGGUCAUGGAUGCCGGCUGAACCAAUGUAUUUCCCCAGGGGAUAUCCAGCAGCUGCUAUUGUCGAAGAUACCAUGUAUGUAAUCGGAGGGAUGAAAGACGAUGAAAACAUAGCAGAGACAGUCGAAUACUACUACGAGGGGCAAGAUUGGCGGGAAAUGGCCACGGUGACCAUCGGUAAAAGGUGUUUCAUGUCUGCGGCUGCUUUUUCGACCUGAUCGUGCAAUGUUCGU